CGUUUCAGUACUCCACUCUUACUGAAGGCAAUCAUUAUUAACUUAGUAAAACAAUCGCGUAGUAGUACUUUUAAAUGAUCCAAUAAAAUUAUGUCGGAAAAACUGAAUUAUUGUUGUAGUACCGGGUCGCUGAGUUCUCAGCUCGAUUCCGACAAUAAUGUGAUUUUGAGUGACGAAAAUAAAUAUUCUCUAGUGGCCUCCAACAACAAUGUGAUUCUACCUGAGGACGGGCAACACGUGUUCCCGAAACGUCAGAGGAUGGAUCUGGAAUUUAGGGACGUCACGUUUUCGAGUACCAGUUGGUCGAUGACGAAAUUUCAGAGAGAAACCAAAAAAAUCCUCCAUGGAGUUUCUGGCAAAUUCAAAUCCGGCGAAUUGUCGGUGAUUAUGGGCCCGUCCGGUGCCGGAAAGAGCACCUUACUGAACAUUUUAGCAGGUUACGUAACAAGAGGUAGUUCGGGCGAAGUGAAUGUGAAUGGUGUAAUACGAGAUCAAAGCCCUCGCUUCAGAAAACUAUCGGCCUACAUACCGCAAGACGAAGAACUACGAUUAGGCCUGACGGUCAAGGAGGCGAUGACUUUCGCGGCCAACUUGAAAUUGGGUUACGGUGUCACUCACCAAUACAAAAUGCAACAGGUAGUCGAAAUUCUGGCUUUACUAGGCCUAGACCAAUGCCACCACACACUCACCUCCCGAUUAUCGGGCGGUCAACGAAAAAGACUGGCAGUUGCUUUGGAACUGCUCAGCAACCCUCCUAUACUGUUUCUGGACGAACCUACUACCGGCUUGGACAGCGCCUCUUGCAGCCAAUGCAUUUACUUAUUCAAACGCUUGGCCCAGAGAGGCCGCACCAUCGUUUGCACCAUACAUCAACCCUCGGCGCUCUUAUUCGAAAUGUUUGACAAACUUUACGCUUUGACAGCUGGAAAGUGCAUUUACGAUGGACCCAGCAGUCAAUUGAUUCCUUAUUUGAAUAACUACAACAUCAAGUGUCCGCCUUAUCAUAAUCCUGCAGAUUUUUUAAUGGAAGUAGCUAUUGGCGAGCACAAUGUUAAUAUUGACGUGUUGGCUCAGGGUGCGAAAGAAAGUCAAAUUAAAGAGUAUGGAAACAAAAAAACUGACGAAUCCCUAAAAACCUUCACCAAAGACGAUCUCCUGAAAAUCAGCAAGGAAAACCCGGCGAUUGCUCCGGCACCAGUUCCGAUGCAAUUUUUCUUGCUCUACAAACGCAACCUGCUGCAAACCCGUAGAAAUUGGCUCUAUCCUCUCAAUCGCCUAUUGGCUCACAUUGUUAUCGGCUUCAUUUUUGGGUAUUUGUAUAAAGGAGUUGGCGCUAAUGCUAAUCAGAUCUUGGCCAACUACGUUUAUUUGUAUGGAACAAUGUUGCUGAACGUUUACACUGGAAAAAUGUCAGUUACGUUGUCGUUCCCUCUCGAAAUGAAAAUCCUGACCCGGGAACACUUCAACAGAUGGUACAAGUUGAGCCCCUACCUGCUGUCUGUGAUACUUAUCGAGAUACCUUUUCAGGUUCUCUGUACUUGGACCUACAUACUGAUCUCCUAUUGGCUCACCAGCCAACCGUUGGACUACAGAGCCUACAUUUUCGUGUUUUUCGUCACCAUCGGCACCCUUUGCGCCCAAUCGAUGGGCUACUUUAUAGGCGCCAGUACCAGCACGAAAAUCGCCGUCUUCAUCGGACCGGUGCUAGCCUGUUGCUUUUCCAUCUUCGGUUUUUGCCUGCGACGUUCCGACACUCCGCCUAUGUUCAGGUGGUUGUUCGGCAUCAGCUAUUUCCGGGCCGCCUUUCACGGAGUGGUGGUGGCCGUUUACGGAUUCAACCGGAAAAACUUGUAUUGUCCGGAAGAAGAAGCGUAUUGUCAUUAUGAAGAUCCGUCUAAGUUUUUGAAGGAAAUGGACAUUGUCAAUAUCGAUCUGGUGUCUAACAUUUCUUUGGUGGUGUUUAUUUGGUGUCUAAUGAACGCGGCCACUUAUUUGAUUUUGUGGUUCAAGUUGCACAAGAGGUGAUUUUGUUUGAAAAAUGUAUGCGAAAAUGUUAAUGUUUAUUAGAAUGUCAGAAACAUGACGGAGUAGCUUACACAAUGACUUUUAAAACAAUGCAAUGCAAAGUUACUGAUCUCACAAAAUUAUGCAGAUAAAGUGAUAAAAUUGUCAUACAAUUUUCCACCAACUUUCCGCACCUGUUUUUGUUUGGAAAAGUACCCACAGUAGAAAAACAUACCGACUGGAAUGACAAAAAUUGUGUGAGCUGCUUCUUCAAAAUAUAAAAAUAUACUCAGUGUUGAAAUUAAAUUUAAACACUUGUAUUACCGAUAUAUUAUGACGUGAUGCUGUGAUAUAUUUUUUUGACGGUCAAGGCCAGUAGAAUGUCAAAGGUCCCAGCUUGCCUACAAUAUAAGUUUGUUGCCAAAGAAAUAUGCGUUUGCUGAAACAAACCUCAUGAUUGCAGACGGACGAGUAUUAUUAAACGAAUGUUUCUGACAAUUUAUUUUUUAUAUGUAAUCUUGCCACACUAGUCAAUGCUGGAGUUUGUUUGUUUGAGUUUUUGGUGUACUUUUUGAGUCAAUAAAACUUCUCUUUGGUUAUAAUUUUGAUUGGUACUCAAAAAGUACAUGAGAAUCUAGUUGGUAGUUAUUAUAACUUUAUUUAUUAUUUUAAGAAUUAUAUUUGACUUAUUUUUUUUGUAAUAUUUAGGAGAAAAAAUAAACGAAAAAAUU
Molecule: messenger RNA, 2735 nt
Organism: Ceutorhynchus assimilis (cabbage seed weevil)
Lineage: Eukaryota; Metazoa; Arthropoda; Insecta; Coleoptera; Curculionidae
Source: the annotation of a GenBank genome assembly